UCCCAGCAUGCGAUUACCUCGGAGAAAGGAUGGCCUCACUUUUUGGGAUAACAUCAGCCAAGUAUCAGUACGCCAUCGACGAAUACUACAGGAUGAAGAAGGAGAGGGAGGAAGACAAGGAGGAAAACUAUCUGUCAGAGGAAGCGGAACGAACCUUCAACAGUCGACGCUCUGUGAAGGACGAGGACGAGCCAGUCACCACAGAUCGCCCCCAGGUGUCCGACGCUCGCCCCGAUGUGACCUAUCGGAAUGACGACGACAGUCGGGCUCAGCCUCCGACCACCAUCAGGGUUCCUGUUAUUGUCACAGCCACCUAACCGUCCCCCCACCUCUCGAAAGUUGAUGUAAGAAGUUUUGUGUCUGUGUGUUUGUUGAAGAUGCACCACUGUCACCGUUUUUUAUGUAUUGUUUGAUGCAGCUUUAGACGGGCUGUGUUGCCGCUGUACGUUUGGCAACACCAGCAUAGGUGAAAAUCCUCUGACGGUUCGGUGUCCAGCGCGACGGUGCGAUCACUGAUAAGGUGAAUAAUGAGGAAACAUUAUUCAACAGGAUAAAUGGCAGGAGUGCUUUUGUCACUCCGGUGUAUUGGUAAAAAAAACAAUUCACCACUUUGUCGGUCGCUACAGCAGCCUCACCGGUUUGACUGUUUGCCUGUGGAGUGAAAGUGAUUCCAUGUCGCUCUAAUGUGCCUCAAAUGGACCCGACACUGUGCCUAAAUCACCAACACAGCCACGUCAGCGCCAGAUCUAGGCUAAUCACGCGUUUGAGGUUUUUA
Cynoglossus semilaevis (tongue sole) is the source of this 775-nucleotide messenger RNA. Its product is annotated as protein FAM177A1-like. The transcript has 2 exons. Bases 30 to 317 code for a protein of 95 amino acids. The record is from RefSeq and is a predicted model, not a curated record. Lineage: Eukaryota; Metazoa; Chordata; Actinopteri; Pleuronectiformes; Cynoglossidae.